ACAUUGCAAGUAGCACACGCCCAAACAAAAACAUGAAAGCAUUUCUCUUUUGAUACUCGACCUAAGUUGUGGUGGAGAGAGAUCACAGCCAGCUCUUUCUUCACACACUCCCUUGCCGCUUCCAAAAAAGGCAACACAGCCAUUUUCAAAUUAUUUAAUUAACCCCAUUCAUCUUUCUUUUACAUAUCCCUCAUCAGCUUUCUGGAUUUUCAUAUAUGCACCAGUAUAUCUGAAUUCUGCUCAUCAUCCUAUACAGUACCAGCUAGCUAUACACUUUUAUAUAAGUGUUUUCGUUUUUAUUACUAUUUAUAAAUCCAAUACAAGGUUGAAAUUCUAGGAUUAAUAUUCAUGUUGGCGGUGUCACCUUUGAGGAGCACAAGAGAUGAAGGAGGGCAAGGAGAGAUAUUGGAGAGUGUCUCAAUUGGAACCGAUGAUUUUGCUGACCUUUCAGAAGGGAACUUGCUUGAAAGCAUCAACUUCGAUGAUUUCUUCAUGGGAAUCAAUGAUGAUGGAGAUGUCUUGCCGGAUCUGGAGAUGGACCCUGAGAUGCUUGCUGAGUUCUCCCUCAGUACCGAGGAUUCCGAGAUAGCCUCAUCGUCAGUUUCAGUGGCAAAUAACAACAAUGAUGGGAAUAAUAUAGUUACUACUACUGAAAAACAAGAUGAUGAGGUUAUUAUUAUAGCAUCCAAUUCUUCUUCAGAUUCGGGUUCGAGUCAAGGGGAGGAGAUAGUAAGCAAGAGUGAUGAAUCAGAGGUGGUGGUGAAUCCAUCCCCUAAGGAAAGUGAGAAAGGAAGAAAAUCAUCAAAUCAUGCAUCAAGGAAUAAUAAUCAAGGGAAGAGAAAGGUUAAGGUGGAUUGGACCCCAGAAUUGCACAGGCGAUUCGUGCAAGCAGUGGAGCAGCUUGGAGUGGAUAAGGCUGUGCCUUCUAGGAUUUUGGAGAUUAUGGGAAUUGACUGCCUCACCCGCCAUAACAUUGCAAGCCACCUUCAAAAAUAUAGAUCGCACAGGAAGCAUUUGCUAGCGCGUGAAGCUGAAGCAGCAAGGUGGAGUCAAAGGAAGCAAUUGUUGGGUGCAGCAGGUGCAGGUAGAGGAGGAGGAAGCAAGAGAGAAGUAAACCCUUGGCUUGCACCAACCAUGGGUUUCCCUCCCAUGACACCAAUGCACCACUUUAGACCUUUACAUGUAUGGGGGCAUCACAACAUGGACCAGUCUUUCAUGCACAUGUGGCCUAAACAUCCACCAUACUCGCCAUCGCCGCCUGCAUGGCCACCACGAACCGCUCCGUCUCCGCCGUCUCCAGACCCUCUAUAUUGGCACCAACAUCAACUGGCUCCAAACGCGCCAACCACAGGAACACCGUGUUUUCCACAACCUCUGACAACCACGAGAUUUGGGUCUCAAACAGUUCCGGGAAUCCCACCACGCCAUGCAAUGUACCAAAUUGUAGAUCCAGGCAUUGGCAUCCCGGCCAGCCAACCGCCACCUCGACCCCUUGUCGACUUUCAUCCGUCAAAGGAGAGCAUAGACGCAGCUAUUAGUGAUGUUUUAUCAAAACCAUGGCUGCCACUACCUCUUGGCCUUAAAGCUCCAGCACUUGAUGGUGUAAUGGGUGAAUUACAAAGACAAGGGAUUCCCAAAAUCCCUCCCUCUUGUGCUUGAGUGCCAAUUCUAAGAGAGAGGUGAUUUUCCUCUUACGCGAGGUGUGAUGGCCAUAAAACCCUAAUUCGACGACUUCUCAUCUCUCUUCCCUUGCAUGUUAGAAUAUUAUGCGCAUGCUUGCUUCCUAUUUCACAUCUAGCAAAAAUUAAAAGGGGAGAGAAGACUAUAUAUAUAACUUUUGGAACUUUCUUUGUUCAUGUGCUAUGUCCAGCCAAGUAGUUUAGCCCUUUUGUGAAAUAUAUGUGAGAUUAUAAAGGCUGUGAUUUUUGUAUUAGUCUUAGAAGAUCAUAUGAGACUAAUAUAUGAUGAGGAAUAUAUAAUUGAGUUAUGUAAGUGUAAGAUUUCCUUCUUUGGUAGACACUUUAGUAAAUGGCUUACUUUCAGCUUUCAUA
Messenger RNA from Glycine soja, 2051 nucleotides. RefSeq names its product transcription activator GLK1-like. The coding region runs from base 349 to 1659 and encodes 436 amino acids. NCBI's taxonomy places the organism in Eukaryota, Viridiplantae, Streptophyta, Magnoliopsida, Fabales, Fabaceae. Gene Ontology annotation, biological process: positive regulation of DNA-templated transcription. The record is from RefSeq and is a predicted model, not a curated record. Gene Ontology annotation, cellular component: nucleus. The transcript has 6 exons. Gene Ontology annotation, molecular function: DNA-binding transcription factor activity; transcription cis-regulatory region binding.